GGAGCCGAGCGGAGCCGAGGCCGCCCAGCCGGGGCCCCGCCCGCCGCGCGUCCCCUUCCGCCCGUCGGCCCGUCCUGGACCCAGCGCCCUCGGCCUCCCUCAGGGGCCGCACCGAGGCCGGAACCAGCGCCGCGGGCUGCCGGGGCCGCCCGGGAGAUGAAAUGACAACUUCAACUCUCCAGAAGGCCAUUGAUCUGGUGACGAAGGCGACGGAGGAGGACAAAGCCAAGAACUAUGAGGAGGCAUUGCGGCUCUACCAACAUGCCGUGGAGUAUUUCCUACAUGCAAUCAAAUAUGAGGCACACAGUGACAAAGCCAAGGAGAGCAUCCGGGGCAAGUGUAUGCAGUACCUGGACCGAGCUGAGAAGCUGAAGGAUUACUUACGGAAUAAAGACAAGCAAAGCAAAAAGCCCGUAAAAGAAGCUCCAAAUGACAGCAAGGGAAGUGACAGUGACAGUGAAGGAGAGAAUCCUGAGAAAAAGAAACUGCAAGAACAGCUGAUGGGUGCCAUUGUCAUGGAGAAGCCCAACAUUCGGUGGAGUGAUGUGGCUGGCCUGGAGGGAGCCAAGGAAGCGCUCAAAGAAGCUGUCAUCUUGCCAAUUAAGUUCCCGCACUUAUUCACAGGCAAGCGCACCCCCUGGAGAGGGAUCCUGCUCUUCGGACCUCCUGGCACAGGGAAAUCUUACCUGGCAAAGGCUGUGGCCACAGAAGCCAACAACUCCACCUUCUUCUCUGUGUCCUCCUCAGAUCUGAUGUCCAAAUGGCUGGGGGAGAGCGAGAAGCUUGUCAAAAACCUCUUUGAGCUGGCCAGGCAGCACAAACCCUCCAUCAUCUUCAUCGAUGAGGUCGACUCCCUCUGCGGAUCUCGGAAUGAAAAUGAGAGCGAGGCUGCUCGUAGGAUCAAGACGGAGUUCCUGGUGCAGAUGCAGGGGGUCGGCAACAACAAUGACGGCACCUUGGUCCUGGGGGCCACAAACAUCCCGUGGGUGUUGGAUUCAGCCAUUCGAAGGAGGUUUGAAAAACGCAUUUACAUCCCCCUGCCUGAGGAAGCGGCCCGGACCCAGAUGUUCCGGCUGCAUCUCGGGAACACCCCCCACAGCCUCACGGAGGCCAACAUCCUCGAGCUAGCCCGGAAGACCGACGGCUACUCGGGAGCCGACAUCAGCAUCAUCGUGCGGGAUUCUCUCAUGCAGCCUGUGCGCAAAGUGCAGUCGGCAACACACUUCAAAAAGGUUCGGGGCCCUUCUCGCACCAACCCUGGAGUCAUGAUAGAUGACCUUCUGACCCCCUGCUCUCCAGGAGACCCUGGAGCCAUUGAGAUGACUUGGAUGGAUGUACCCAGUGACAAGCUGUUGGAGCCUGUAGUAUGCAUGUCCGACAUGCUUCGGUCUCUGGCCACCACCCGACCCACCGUCAAUGCAGAAGAUCUUCUGAAAGUGAAGAAAUUCUCAGAGGACUUUGGACAGGAAGCCGUGUCCUAGUUCUUGAGAAAAGGCCAUCUGAAGCCCUUUGGCUCUUCGUCCUAAAUAUUUCCUAAGAUCGUCAGGAAUCUUGCCGGUGUCACUUUGAGGCUAGGUAUACACGGACUUGUUUCUUCUGUGCAGGAGGAGGAUAUGACUUCUGCAAAUGAAAAGCUAUUCCAGUCAAAAGAAAUUAGGUCUGUAGUGAAGACUGUUGGCCCAUUUUUCACAGCUGCCUUUUCCUCUUUCUGCCUGUGGGAGCAGAACAGUGUUGCUACACUUAAGAGUCCCUCUCUUGGAAAUGGCCUAAUAAACCUUUUUCCCCUCCUGAGCCACCUGAGUGAUCUCAUGUCUCUAGCGUUUCCUGAAAGCUACUGCUAAGCUCUCCUUUACAUCCAGCAAAUAAACUGUUGAGUAAUUGAUUUUCUACCUAACAAACAGAUGGUAAGGGUGGGAAUCAUUGGGGUCGGUAUUAGGAGGCUCAUUCUAGCCUCUACCCUCCAGGAAGAAUCCUUCUAAAGCAUCCAUUAUUCUCAAAUCUGGUUUUUUAGGUUGUUUUUUGUUUGGGUAUUCUUGGACUGAGGUGCCUCUAGCCAGAAGAUUCCGGGAGCAUGCCAUCUGGCAUUAAUGUGGUUUUGGUUUUUAUUUACAGGGAAUAUCUAUGCUGUCUUAGAAGGUAAGGUGUCUUUUUCCAGGCCCUUGACAUUAUAUAAAGGGAUUUUACGAUACCUUUAAAAUCUGAAUAAUGGGAAGAAGAGAUUGGCACAAAUUUUAAUCCUUUAAUGGCUAUAUCUUUUUUGGAUUAAAGAACCAAUUUAAACUUGUGUGUUUCCACUGGACAAAACAAGAUGGUGGGUAAGACAGAAUUAAGAUUU
Sarcophilus harrisii (Tasmanian devil) is the source of this 2335-nucleotide messenger RNA. It is a transcript of the gene VPS4A, whose product is annotated as vacuolar protein sorting 4 homolog A. Lineage: Eukaryota; Metazoa; Chordata; Mammalia; Dasyuromorphia; Dasyuridae. Gene Ontology annotation, molecular function: ATP binding; ATP hydrolysis activity. The coding region runs from base 162 to 1481 and encodes 439 amino acids. Gene Ontology annotation, biological process: vacuole organization; endosomal transport. The transcript is spliced from 12 exons. The record is from RefSeq and is a predicted model, not a curated record.